Molecule: messenger RNA, 1644 nt
Organism: Linum trigynum
Lineage: Eukaryota; Viridiplantae; Streptophyta; Magnoliopsida; Malpighiales; Linaceae
Source: the annotation of a GenBank genome assembly
CGCCUUAAAAUGCUCGAUCCAAGUGACGAAGUAAGUUUCACAUCCCUCCCCUGAUCUCGAUCUCUAUGAUUAGAGCAGCUAGCUAAUCAAAGUGUUAUCAUUCUUUUCAGAUGUCGUGCUACGCCGAUGACGACGGCAGCCGGGGAUCCUCGCCGGGGGGAGAAGGAGACGGCCAGCAGAAGAAGACGUGCGCCGAUUGCGGCACAAGCAAGACCCCUCUAUGGAGAGGCGGCCCUGCCGGUCCCAAGUCGCUUUGCAACGCGUGUGGGAUUAGGAGCAGGAAGAAGAGAAGGGAUAUACUAGGGUUAAACAAAUCGUCAUCCACCGAGAAGAAAUCGGCGGCGAAGAAGGCUCUGACUCAUGGCGGCGGUGGCGGAGGAGGAGGGCAUAAUGGUCACACCAGCAGUAACAAGCUUGUGGGAAACGGGUUGAAAGCGAGAUUUGUGGCGUUGGGAAGGGAAGUAAUGAUGAAGCAGCAGCAGAGAUCGAAGGUGGAGAAGCAGAGAAGGAAGUUGGGGGAGGUAGAGCAAGCGGCGGUUCUGUUGAUGGCUGGGUUGGUUCUUGGGUUGGGCAAGUAAGGCUGAGUUGGCGGGUCGGGUCGUCUUUUUUUAAUGUUUAAAUGUGCUGACUGUGUCUUUCUGUUAGCCACGUCAUCACUUAACGGUCGUCAUUAACGGAGUCUAACGGAGGUUAACGGAGAGUGACCGAAUUUGGACUGUUCAACUAAUUCGAGUGACUAUAAAUGGAAUAAAUCAAUUCGGGUGGCAAACGUGAAAUUUUUAAGCAAUUCGAGUGACCAACCGUUGUUAAUUUGUCAUAAAGUGACGGGACAAAAUGGAAUAUGGAAUCCAUUUUGAACUCAAUGUUACGGCGGCGGACGUCUACAAUGGAGGAAUGUUUCGUUCCGUCUGCUGCUGUUUCUCAGCAAGUCGGGGUCGCCGGCUGCUGCUGUUUCUCGGCGAGUCGAGAACGAACGGAGUCGGGGAGGAAGUGAGGAACUGAAGGAGGCAGGGACGGACAGAUGGAGUCGCCGGCUGCUGUUGUUUCUCGACGAGUCGGGGACGGAGGCAGGCUCUGGAAGGGGCUUCACCUUUUCGGCGGCUGCUAGGAGUGCGAGUAGGGUGGGAGGACGAAGGAAGAAGACAAAUGAAUUUCGUCGGUUAGGGUUGUUUUGUUUGGACGGAUGAAAUUCAAAAUUUUUCUUUUCUUUAAACAAAACAGUGUUGUGUUGUUCAAUCAGGGUUUUUUUUUAAUUAAAAACAAGUACCGGCGGCCUGAUCUAAACCGGCCGAAAUUUCGUCGGUAGGCGGCCCUAUCUAAAUUACCGGCCGACACACAACAAAUCGCUGGGAUUUCCUAUCGUGUCGGACUUGGUCUGGUUUCUGGUUUUUUCGGUUCAACCGGCCGGUCCAAUCCGGUAUCCUGGACCAUGGUCUAGCCUAGCCUAGCCUACUUUUGGAAAUGGAAGUGAAACUGCUUGUGAGUUGUGCCCUGUCUAGAUGUUCCAAUUUUAUCGGAUGUUUCGAAGGGACGACCUACUUAGAUGUUUGACGUGAGCGCAAUCUCGUUGUUGCGCACCUGAACCCGAUCUCAUCGACACUACACACCGUGGCUUCAAAAGGUGAAGAAAGUUUUAUAAAAAAA